Molecule: messenger RNA, 5461 nt
Organism: Daphnia magna
Lineage: Eukaryota; Metazoa; Arthropoda; Branchiopoda; Diplostraca; Daphniidae
Product: semaphorin-1A
Exons: 15
Coding region: 626-3466 (946 amino acids)
Biological process (GO): negative regulation of axon extension involved in axon guidance; neural crest cell migration; positive regulation of cell migration
Molecular function (GO): semaphorin receptor binding; chemorepellent activity
Source: RefSeq, a predicted model, not a curated record
GAACCUGCGACUAUGGGUUGCCUUGCAGUUGAAUGUUAGCCUUCAGUUGUAGAGUCGAGUGUCUCGUCGGUGGUUCGUUAGCGAAGCUUACGAAGCUUUUUUUUCGUAGCUGGCUGGCUGGCUGGGUCGCGUGCAUUUUCUCCAAUCUUUUUUUAUUUUCCUCCCUCUUUUUCAACCCCAUUUCCAUCUUUCCCCCUAAUUUUUUGUUGUUUCCAAAGUCCUUCAUUUCAACAUUGGGAUCCUUAAAAAAGAAAACGAGUUGAACACGAAAAAUUCAGAAUCUUUAAAAAAAAAAAACCCACUUCACGUUUUAUAUUUUAAACUGCGUGUGUUGUUGUAUUAUCGAUUCCCAGUCGAAAAAAGAAGUUUUCCUUCUCGUGUCUGUGUGUGUGUGUGCGAGAACAAACGCCAUGGCGUCAUCUGAGAUCAGUAGCUGAAAAAAACACGAGUUUGCCCCUAAAAAUCAAGAAAAACAGAAUUUUCAGCCUCGCCACACGCACCAAAUGGAAUUGCAGUUUGCAUUUUGAUCGAAAACAUCAUUGGUGUGUGCGUUUUUGGCGCCCGAAAUCGCGAAAACGAAGGGAACAUUCGAAACAAUUGAGAAGCAGAAGACACACGAGAUCCAAUGGCCGCCGCCAGAACGAGUCUGCACAGUUCAGUUGCAACUGGUCCCAUGUUUGGAUUAAUUUUAAUGAUGGCGUGGUGGUCGACGUGUUGGGCGUCGUCGUGGCAAGAAAAUGUCAGGCCCAUCAUGACCGUUUCUUACGGAGCUGACGAAGCGGUCCGUUUCCAAGGCAACACGACCAGCAAAGAUCACUUCCGGUUAUUGCAGUCGGAUGGAGAAUUCGUCCUCGUCGGUGCCAGGAACGCAGUCUACAAUUUGAGCAUGCCGACCAUGGUGGAGAACAAGAAAGUGGAAUGGUUCGCCCUGGAAGAUCACGUCAAAAUGUGUCAGCUGAAAGGUCGCAGUGAGGAGGAAUGCCAAAAUUACAUCCGAGUGCUGGCCAUGAAGAGUCCCGGCCGUCUAUUGCUGUGCGGCACUCACGCCUACAAGCCCAUGUGCCGCGAAUACGCCUACAAGGAAGGUGAAUACGUCCUGGAGAAGCAGGUCAACGGCCAGGGCGUCAGCCCUUACGAUCCAUCACAUAACAGCACGGCCGUCCUUGUCGAUGGCGAAUUGUUUGUGGGCACAGUGGCCGAUUUCUCCGGCAUGGAUCCGCUCAUUUACCGGGAACCGUUGCGCACCGAACAGUACGACGCCACCAAUCUCAACGCUCCCAAUUUCGUCAGCUCGUUCGCUCACGGCGAUUACGUCUACUUCACGUUCAGGGAGACGGCCGUCGAAUUCAUGAACUGUGGCAAGACGGUGUACUCGAGAAUCGCGCGCGUAUGCAAAUCGGAUCGUGGCGGGCCGCACAAGUUUCGCUACCGCUGGACGUCCUUUCUGAAAUCGCGUCUCAACUGCUCCGUUUCGGGAGAUUAUCCGUUUUACUUUAACGAAAUCCAAUCGACUGCCGGCCCGUAUGAAAGCCGCCACGAAGGCAAACGCGUCGACAUCAUUUACGCUACGUUUACGACGCCCUCUAACGCCCUGUCCGGCUCGGCCGUUUGCGCUUUCCGGCUGCACGACGUUGAGAAAGUCUUUGACGGCGCCUUCAAAGAGCAGGCCGCUCUCAAUUACAACUGGCUGCCCGUUCCAGCUCACAAGGUACCCGAGCCGAGACCUGGCCAAUGCGUCAACGACUCGCAGACGCUGCCCGACGUCACCCUCAAUUUCAUCAAGUCGCAUUCGCUGAUGGACGAGUCGGUCCCUUCCAUGUUGAACGAGCCACUCAUCAUCCGCACUGGAUUCCAUCACCGGUUCACCAAGAUCGAAGUGGAUCCGCAAGUGAAGACGCCCGAAGGCAAAUACUAUGACGUUCUUUUUAUUGGCACAGAUAAUGGCAAAGUGAUCAAAGCCAUCCGCACCGAUUCGGGCCAGCAAGUGAUUAUCGAGGAGAUGCAAGUGUUCCCCAUUUCGGUGCCCGUCACCAACAUGAUGAUCCAUCGCGGCAAGAUGGGCGGCAUCGACGGAGCGUCUGAAGAGGCCCGGCUCGUCGUGUCCUCGCAGGGCGAAAUCGCUUCGCUCAAACUGCAGCGUUGCUACAGCGACAAGGUGUCCACUUGCAGCGAUUGCGUCAAACUACGUGACCCGUACUGCGCCUGGGACAAGCGCAGGCAAAAGUGCGUGGCCGUCGGGUCGUGGACGUUGGAAGCCAAUCUGUUCCAGAAUGUCAACACGGGAUCGCACGAAUCGUGUCCCGAUUCGACGCACGGCAAAUCGAUGGUCAAGUCGCCGCCCAGUCGCGACAACAGCGCCGGAUACGUGGCCUCUUCCUCGUCGGCUUCCGGCAUGGCGGAAGCGUCGCUCUUCAACGCGGAUUUUCCAGCCGCGCCUCCGUCGUCGUCGGGCCCUUCCAGGAGCGGCAAAUCGUUCGCCACGCACAGCCACGUGGCCUCGGACGUGCCGGACGGCGACAAAGACGACGGAACCGGCGCUGCCGACAUGGACGCCGGAAUGGACGGCAGUUUGGACUUGGACGAUGCGGACGACGAUGUGAGUUCGGUCAGAGGCAACGAUGGGCCCAGGAUCUCGCCCGACGAGUCGCAACCCAAGUACACGGUCGAGACGCUGGCCAUCGCCGUGGCGGCCGGAUCGCUGGCCGCCCUCUUCCUCGGCUUCGUCCUCGGCUACUGUUGCGGCCGCAAGUGCCGCAAAAACGAAGAGGACAACAUGCCCUAUCCGGACACUGAGUACGAGUACUUUGAACAGCGUCAAAACUGCCACAUGCGCAGGUUGCAAGACGAUCCGAAAUUGCUGCCGCAGGAGGAGGCCACCUACGCCGAACCGAUUCUGAUGCCGACGGUGAACAAGACGAUGACGCUGACGCCCAGCAACAUCGUCCAGCACCAGCAGCAGCAGCAACAGCAGCAGACGAACGCCAUGCAUUGCGGUGGCGGAGGUUACAGCGCCACCUCGCCCAAGGCGACACUGCGCAAAGUGGUCAACAAUCACAACUCCGCGCUGACGACGUCCAACAACGCGGCCAACAGCCAAGUAGGUGCCCUUUUCGAAACGUGCCCGUCUCCUUGCCCGUCCAGCGGACUCUACGCGCCGUACAGCGAUCACGGAAACAAUUACGCCACGGCCAACAACGCCACCCUGUCCAGCAAUGCGGUCCGCGAUCCUUACAGCAGCUUCCGCAGUCGAGACGCUUUCGGCGCCGGUUCCAUCAGGAGCCAACACCAGGCCGCCUUCAACGGCCAUCAGCAGCAACAGCUGCCGCCCAUGGGCGGCCUCCAAUCGUUGGGGCCGUUGGACGGCUCGACGGCCCUGUACGGGGGCACGCUACGGUCCAGCAACAAAGCGGCCAAUUUGGCCGAUAAUUACGGAACGGCCCGCAGUGUCAAAAAGGUCUACCUCUAAAUUUAAAAAAAACAAACAAAUGAAAUGAAAUGAAAUGGGCGAUUACGUUAUAUUUAAAAAAAAGGGGAAAAAAAUCCAAUUUAAUUAUUUUAAACAAUGAAAUUUUUUAUUAUUGGAUUUUUGAUUUUUCUUUUCUUAAACGAAUGACGAGGAGAUUAAUGGGCGUAGGCAAUUCAUUUUUUUUGUUGUGUGUGUGGAGCUUUUUUUUUUUUAGUUUUGUUGUCGAAAUAUUCGAGUUGCCUCCAUUGGUCUUGAUCGUUUUUUUUUUCUUAUUAAAAAAAAAAAAACAAAUCUCGUGUGACACGGAACAAUUAUUUGGUACGGGUUUCCAUCGACGCUUGAUUAUUAUUAUACAAGACGCAAGUGUUUAUUUGAAAAGAGAGAUGAGAUGAGCCAGCCAGCGAAAUCAGUGCAAUACUGAUAUGUCCAGCAAAAAAAAAACAAAACAAUGUCCAGCUAUUGCUUUUCGAUAUGUACUGUAUACACUCUCAACGUUUAUUCUUUGUCAAGGAAAACCAACAAACAACAGCAAAACAGAAAAAAACAUAAAAACAAAAUUCGUGCUUUGUAAUUUUUCCCCUCCUCUCACUUUGAUAUCUCUCUCUCUCUGUAUACAUAAUACCAAACCAUAAAGAAAAAUGGCCAAUGUUUUUUCCCUUUUUUUUUUUUUUUUUUAAUUGUUUCGCUAAAUUUUUGUGUGUUUGUAUCAUUUAAAAUCUUGACAUCUCCACGUUUAUUUGUUUCUAUUCUUUUCAUUUCCCUCCCCUUUUUUUUCCGUGUUUUGCGUGUCCCGAGGUGAUGUGUACAUAAUUUUGUAAAAUUGGUCACCCCACCCCUGCCCCCUUCGAUAUUUUAUUUUUUAUUUUUUUAAAGAAAGAAAGAAAUGCAACGAGAGACACACACACACAGAGAUUGAAACAAAAAAUUGAUAAUUAAUAAGAUUGUUUUAUAAAUUUUUUUUUUUCUUUGGGACGUUAUCGAAGCAGCUCGUAAACAAACAAAACAAAAAAAACUGUCUAUAAAUAUAUAUUUUUCAUUUGUUGCCGAACCCCCAUUUUCGCCGCGAAUGUCUUUCCAUUUUAGUUGUAAUUAAUUCCUUCCUUGUCCUUCCUUUAAUUAUCUUUUGAAACAAAUUUAAAAAUUUUUUUUUUUACGUGUGUGUGUGUCUAUCCUACCCAACAACAAAGAUUGUUGUUUUUGAUGUGUUUUUUUUUUUUAACAUUCACCUACCCCCCCCUUUUUUUUAAAUAUAACAGACGUUAAAAAGAGAAAAAAAAAAGAAGAUGAAAUAAGCCAAUGAUGAAAUCCUCCGUGUUAUUUGGGGUGAGAUAACAGUCCGAUCCAAGUUGAUUAAUGAAGUUGAAAUUAUAAAAAAAAAAAAAAAAAAUCAAAUUAUUUUGUCGUCUAUAUGCGUGUGUGUUGAUUUUGAAAACAGAAAAUCAGUCCACCUAUCUCUAAUGGCGUCACACAGAAUUAAAAAAACAAACAGAAACUUGUGUAUAGAAAACGUGCGUAAAGCCACGAUCGAAUGUGAAUAUUUUGAGAAAUUAAUUUUCGUAUUUUGUUGGGGGGAGAGUUGGGGAGGGCGGUGCAUAUUUGUGUGCAGGGUGACGAAAAUUCCAGCGCCCUCUUUCUUCGUGUGCCAUUUGUUUGUUCGUCGUUUCGGUCCGCCAAUCUGGAAAUGAUUUUCGUUUGAUUAUACACGAGUAAAAAAAAAUGAAAAAAAAAUUAUAAGAAUGAAGUAAACAGAUAUUGGGGUACAAUCAACUAUCUAUUUAUAAACGCAUCUUGCCACACACGCUGCUGCCCGCCUAAUAUAUAAAUAUAUAUUUGUUUCUCUCUUCUUUCCAUCUUUUUUUUUUUUAAUGUGGAACGGACCGAGAAAAACACACACACAAAUGAAGAGAAAAGAAAAACUUUAUGCGUCGCUUUGUAUUUCGAAUUUUGUCUGUGGUUGAACGGCAAUAUAUAAAUAUAUAUACCAUCCAUAAUGAA